Capsella rubella is the source of this 1433-nucleotide messenger RNA. Its product is annotated as tubby-like F-box protein 9. The transcript is spliced from 5 exons. The record is from RefSeq and is a predicted model, not a curated record. NCBI's taxonomy places the organism in Eukaryota, Viridiplantae, Streptophyta, Magnoliopsida, Brassicales, Brassicaceae. The coding region runs from base 151 to 1299 and encodes 382 amino acids. Gene Ontology annotation, molecular function: protein binding.
AAAACGUCUCCAACCAUUAUUGUUCGAAUCUUCUUCGCGUCUCUUCGACAACACCACUUGUUCUUCACCACCCCAACCCCAUAUGAUUCUACCUUGAAACCCAGAUCAUGUUUUCAUGAUCAGUCAUCUCUUAGAUCUCAUUCCCACCGCAUGACGAUCCGAACUUUGAUCCAGGACAUGCGGUCCAGGCCCCACCGUGUGGUCCACGACGCCGCUACUGCUUCUGACCCUUUCAGCUGGUCGGACCUCCCCGAGGAGCUUCUGAGAGAGAUUCUUAUUAGGGUUGAGUCGGCUGACGGCGGCGAUUGGCCUUCCCGGCGUAACGUGGUGGCUUGCGCCGGCGUUUGCCGCAGCUGGCGGAUUCUCACCAAGGAGAUUGUAACUGUUCCUCAAUUCUCCUCUAAAUUGACUUUCCCCACCUCCCUCAAGCAGCCUGGUCCAAGGGAUUCUCUGGUUCAGUGUUUCAUAAAACGUAAUCGAAAUACGCAAUCUUAUCAUCUCUAUCUUGGGUUAACCAACUCUUUGACUGAUGACGGGAAAUUUCUUCUUGCUGCUUCUAAGCUUAAGCGCGCAACUUGCACUGAUUACAUCAUCUCUUUGCGUUCAGAUGAUAUGUCAAAGAGAAGCAACGUGUAUCUAGGGAGAGUGAGAUCAAAUUUCCUUGGAACAAAAUUCACGGUCAUUGAUGGUAAUCUGACGCCACCGACUGGAGCAGCGAAGAUGCAGAAGAGCCGCUCGUCUAAUCUCAUCAAAGUUUCACCUAAAGUUCCUCAGGGAAGUUACCCCAUCGCUCACAUUUCAUACGAGUUCAACGUCUUAGGCUCUCGGGGACCAAGAAGAAUGCGUUGCAUUAUGGAUACAAUACCUAUGAGCAUGGUAGAGUCCAGGGGAGGAGUAGCUCCAACAUCCAUAAGCUCCUUUUCUCCUCGUCCAUCACCGUUGUUGAGGUAUCAUUCAAAACCGGUGCGCAGCAAUAGUGCAACUUGCAGUGACUCAGGCAACAACCUGAGGGAGAGGGAGCCACCAUUGGUGCUGAGUAACAAGACUCCACGAUGGCAUGAGCAGCUACGAUGUUGGUGCUUAAAUUUCCAUGGUCGAGUCACAGUGGCUUCGGUUAAGAACUUUCAGCUUGUGGCGGUUAGCGAUUGUGAAACACAACAGCCGUCUGAGAGGAUCAUACUCCAAUUUGGGAAAGUUGGGAAGGACAUGUUCACCAUGGAUUAUGGAUAUCCGAUUUCUGCGUUUCAAGCGUUUGCAAUUUGCCUGAGCAGUUUUGAAACCAGAAUCGCCUGUGAAUGAUGAAGAGACUAACUUUAAUUCACCUUCUUCAUGUACUCUGUUGUUGUUAAAUAUUUGUCAAAAAAAUCUCAGGAUCCUUAUUUGUUGAUAGCUUUCUCAUCACCUUUCGUUACAAUUAAAAUAUUUCUGUAGUA